CUUAACAUCCAAGCUGUGAAGUCGGCUGUUGUUGACAUUGACUUGCUGUAAUGUUGACGUUUUCAUUUGAACCAUUAUCCACCCUGACCCUGGGCCACCAUCAAUACUUAUAUUUCCGAUUCAUCCAACUAGCCGAGCGAAAGACGAAAGAAUAGUGUUUUUACGACUACGAUUGUGAGAGCGAGAAUCACACAUUUAUUUUAUCUCUGUUCGCUAAUAACGUUGUUUGAAUCAAUUGGAGUAUAAACAAAUCUGCGAAUCAUUGUCUUGUGUUGAUCACAGUUAUUAAUAAAAAACAAGAACGCCCGCAGACUAAUAAAAAAAAUGUCGCUUUACACAAAAAGUGGAGAUAAAACUCACGAUGAGAAAAUCCUAUUGCCAUACACCUACAUACAGCAAGUGCCAGGCAAACAGAUUCGCACGAAGCUCAUCUCCGCAUUCAAUUACUGGCUCAAAGUUGCCAAUGAGAAGAUCCUCGCUGUCGGAGAAAUUGUGCAGAUGCUGCAUAAUUCCAGUUUGUUAAUUGAUGAUAUACAAGACAAUUCUAUUCUGCGUCGAGGAAUCCCAGUGGCUCACUCCAUCUAUGGGGUUGCCAGUACCAUUAAUGCUGCAAAUUACGUCAUGAUCAUUGCUUUAGAGAAAACCUUGGAGUUGGGACACCCAAAUGCAACAGCGGUAUACACUGAACAGCUUUUGGAGCUGCACCGAGGUCAAGGCAUGGAGAUUUACUGGCGCGACAACUUCCAAUGCCCCUCUGAGGACGAAUACAAGCAGAUGACCAUGAAGAAGACCGGCGGCCUAUUCAUGCUCGCUAUACGCCUAAUGCAAUUGUUCAGUGACAACAAGUCAGACUUCAGCAAACUCUCGGCCAUACUCGGCCUGUACUUCCAGAUCAGGGACGAUUACUGCAACCUGUGUCUUCAGGAGUACUCAGAAAACAAGAGUUUCUGCGAAGACCUGACUGAAGGCAAGUUCAGUUUCCCGAUCAUACACGCGAUAAGGAACCAAGAUGGCGACAAUCAAGUGCUUCACAUUCUAAGACAGCGCACUCGCGACGUAGAAGUGAAACGGUAUUGCAUAUCGUUAUUGGAGCGGCUGGGCAGUUUCCAGUACACGAGGGACACACUCAUACAAUUGGACGCAGAAGCUAGAGCCGAGAUCGCAUCUCUGGGAGGAAAUCCGCACUUGGACACGCUUCUGGAUGAGCUGCUGAGUUGGAGGCGAGAUGUUAAGAUGGACGACGCGUAAAUACACUAUAAAAGAGUAAUUGAACGCCGGUAAGUGAAAUUUUAAAGCU
Molecule: messenger RNA, 1297 nt
Organism: Amyelois transitella
Lineage: Eukaryota; Metazoa; Arthropoda; Insecta; Lepidoptera; Pyralidae
Gene: qm
Product: terpene synthase
Exons: 8
Coding region: 325-1248 (307 amino acids)
Biological process (GO): isoprenoid biosynthetic process
Molecular function (GO): prenyltransferase activity
Source: RefSeq, a predicted model, not a curated record